This is a messenger RNA of Mucor velutinosus, 1806 nucleotides long. RefSeq lists its product as uncharacterized. The record is from RefSeq and is a predicted model, not a curated record. Lineage: Eukaryota; Fungi; Mucoromycota; Mucoromycetes; Mucorales; Mucoraceae. The transcript is spliced from 3 exons. Bases 1 to 1806 code for a protein of 601 amino acids.
AUGAAAUCUCUCGCUUUUGUCGCCGUCGCACUCUUAUCCGCUGUCAAUGCUGCCAAUGUCACCUUCAAGGUCAUUGCCCCUACUGCUUCAAAGCAAGUCCAAGUCAACAUUGAUGGUACUUUGACCGCCUUAAAGGCUGCUGAUGCUGAUGUCCCUUACUACACUGGCUCUGCUGAUUUGCCUGAUAACUCGUCUUACAAGUACGUUGUUGAUGGUAAGGCUGAAAACUUUACUCGUUCUUUCUCUGGCGGUGAUGCUACCAAGAACGAAUUCUUUGAGCGUGAAGUGACCUAUGCUACCAAUAUUCCCGAAUUACCUAGCAUCCUCUCAAACGGUUCUUGGACCCGUGGCUCUACAUCUGAUCCUAUUUGGGAUUCAAACUAUAUUCCUUCCAUCUUUGUCACUGGUGUAGAGUCCGAGAUGGAGGAUUUGAUUGAAAAUGUUCCCAAGACUACCUACAAGGCCAAGAUCACUUUCAUUGGCCCUGAUUCCGUAAAGUCUAUCGAGAACUGUGUUUUUGGUCUCCACAGACCUGGUCGUAAGAACAACGAUGCCAAACAAUCUUGGGUCUGGUCUCUCCCUGAAGAUACCUUUUAUGCUGACCGUAACUGGUUCAAGAUCAGACACAUGGAAGAAGAUCCCACUCAACUCCGUGAAAAGCUCUAUGCUGAUAUUGCUCGCAACAUUGGUACAUAUGCCAAUGAAGCCAAUCUUGUUCGUUUCUUCAUCAACAAGGAGGGAAUGGGUACCUUCAACAUGCUCGAUGAUGUUAUCAUGUAUUCUUACAUUAACGCCAUGUUCUAUGGUGGUAAAGCCCCUGAGCAAAUGGGUCCCCUCUAUGAUGGUGGUUCCGGUGCUGACUUCAACCCUGCCACUGGUUACGAUAACUUUGUUCCCAACGUAGAGUCUCCUCUUGACCAAGAUGCCAUUGCUCCUUUCGCCAAGGCCAUCGCUGCUGUCGAUUUCUCCAAGGAUGAUGAAGUCGAAGCCAUUGCUCAAUACUUUGAUUACGAUCAAUUCCUUCGUUUCAUGGUCAUGGAAUUCCUCACUGGUUCUUGGGAUGCUUACUGGCAAGAACAAACCAACGAUGGUGCCUACAUUGAUACCAACGAAAACAAAUUGUACUAUCUUGCUCAAGAUUUCGAUGCUACUUUCGGUGUCAACCUUCCUUUCGAUAAGGACUUUGUCAACAAGUCAUUCCAAGACUGGGUCAAGCAAUUCCCUAACGCCUUCUUGAUCAACAAGUUCCUCUCCAACCCCACUGUUAACGACACUUUCCAAAACUACUUGAAGACCACCGUCGAGGAAAUCUUCAACUAUGAUACUCUCAAGGCUUAUGUCGAAGCUCGCCAUAACUUCAUCUACCCUGAUCUUGAAUGGGAUCGUUCUAUCAAGCAAAGAUCUCCUGGUAACAUCUUUGGCUGGACCGCUGAGCAAACCACUGAAAACUUGUACGAGGCCGUCACUGCUCCUGGACCUAAUGCCUCUUCCACCGGUGGUGCUCAAUUCGGUCUUCUUGAAUGGGUCCAAUUGAAGGAGAAGUCUCUCAGAUCUCAACUCAAGAUGGCCUCCAAGGCUACUGAAGUUUCUGGAUCAUCUGCCCCUGUUGCUGCUGCCUCUACUGACGACUCCAAGAUUGCUGUUGCCUCUGCCUCUGCUGAUGAAUCCAAGAUUGCUGCUGCCUCUGCCUCUGUCAAGGAGGCUGUUUCUGCCAAGGAACAACUCGCUACAUCUGCUGCUGGCAAGACCCUUCCCCAAGUGUUGUCUGCUGUCGCUGUUGUCGGUGCCGUUGCCGCUCUUCUCUAA